CUGUCAUAUGACAUUCUGAAGUUACCCCAAUAUUUCAAUAAUUUGGUUAUGACGUGUAAACUUGAAUUGAUCAACAAAGAACUCUUUUAUAUACCGGGUUCUCACAUAGAGGGAAAAGUGACUUGUUCGCUGGGAAAGAGACGAGAAAUCGAGUUAAUCGAAGUGAGAUUUUUCGGAAGGGAGUCUGCGAACGUCAAGGUCACACAUGAAGUAUUAUUCAACUCUGAUAGAACUAUAUGCUACACUCAAACAGUUAUGCUGAAAAACUCAACACUAGAUCGUGGUAAACAUGUCUACAACUUCAAGAUUCAAAUACCAAGCCACAUUCCUUCCACUUAUGUAAGUGAGUAUGGAACCAUUAGAUAUGAACUAGAAGGACUUUUGAUCGUCUCUCCAUCGAAACCAGAUAACUCACUUACUUCGAUCAAUAUAUUCGCUCCGAUAGACAUGAAGAGCUUUUCCACCGAACUGCACAAGCCUGCAAGAGUUUCCGAACAGAAGUAUCUACUCGGCAUUUGUGGAAGUGGUGGUCACAUAUCAUCAAUUGUGAAACUGGAAAAGAAGGUUUUCAUGAGUGGUGAAUCCAUCAAAAUGAACGUUACGAUAAAUAAUGCUUCAGCUGUAAGUGUAAGAAGCAUAAAAGCUCGUUUGACACAAUCUUCCUCUUGCAAAUUAGCGGAUGGUGAAUAUGCCAUAAGUAAGGAGAAAUUGGUUAUAAGCAGAAGAUUCAAAGCAAAAGUUGGUAAAAGCGAAGAAAAAGCCUUCGAUAUAGAACUUAGAGUUCCUGAAGAUUACACACUGCCAAACUUGAAGCACAGCAAAUUGUUCAAGGUCAAAUACUGGAUACACGUAUAUAUAAUGUUUCCGACUUUUUGGCACAGACCACUGGAUAUUUGUUUCAAGGUGUAUUUGGGUCAUAUUCCGCUUAAUUUCUGACCAGAACUAUUACUUCUACAGAUGUAUAAGAGAAUGUUAUCGUAGUGUCGUGCUCUCGUGUAGGAAUUCGCGACUUAGCUUGAUAUUCAAGGUGCUUGGCUUGAGCUUGACUUGAAAUCAAUUCAAGUUCAAAUCAAGUAGUAGUUUUUCAAUGUCAAGUAUUUAUUUAUUGAGUACUUUUCUUAACAUCGAAAAACUACGACUUGACUUGAACUUGAGUUAAUUUCAAGUCAAGCUCUAGCUAAGUACCUUGCAUAUCAAAUCAAGCCGUGAAUCCCUACUCGUGGGUAUUCUAGAAAAGAAGCAGGAUCAUUCUAAUAAUUUAUGUAUCUGUCUUCUGUACUAUGUAAUGAUUAUAUAUAAAUUGUGUAUUUACAAUAAAAAUAAUUCUGUCAAUAUUUGCAA
Molecule: messenger RNA, 1341 nt
Organism: Harmonia axyridis
Lineage: Eukaryota; Metazoa; Arthropoda; Insecta; Coleoptera; Coccinellidae
Product: arrestin domain-containing protein 15-like
Exons: 3
Coding region: 49-936 (295 amino acids)
Biological process (GO): protein transport
Cellular component (GO): cytoplasm
Source: RefSeq, a predicted model, not a curated record